Messenger RNA from Rosa rugosa (rugosa rose), 1355 nucleotides. RefSeq names its product glyceraldehyde-3-phosphate dehydrogenase, cytosolic. Lineage: Eukaryota; Viridiplantae; Streptophyta; Magnoliopsida; Rosales; Rosaceae. The coding region runs from base 136 to 1146 and encodes 336 amino acids. Gene Ontology annotation, biological process: glucose metabolic process. The transcript is spliced from 12 exons. The record is from RefSeq and is a predicted model, not a curated record. Gene Ontology annotation, molecular function: NAD binding; oxidoreductase activity, acting on the aldehyde or oxo group of donors, NAD or NADP as acceptor; NADP binding.
CCCCCUCAUCAUCACUAGCUCUUUUGUAUUUUUUUUGUUACAAUCAUCACUCGCUCUUUCACAACAACAAACUCAAAACCGUCCCCUGCUUCUCAUUUCAUCAAAAAUCUCUGCUCUCUAUCAUUUAGAUUCAUAAUGGCCAAGAUCAAGAUCGGAAUCAACGGUUUCGGAAGGAUUGGGCGUUUGGUCGCUAGGGUCGCUCUUCAGAGGGACGAUGUAGAGCUCGUCGCUGUUAACGAUCCAUUCAUCACCACCGACUACAUGACGUACAUGUUCAAGUAUGACACUGUCCAUGGACCAUGGAAGCACCAUGAGCUUAAGGUCAAGGACGAAAGGACCCUUCUCUUCGGUGAGAAGGCCGUCACUGUUUUCGGGAUCAGGAACCCAGAAGAGAUCCCAUGGGGUGAGGCUGGUGCCGAUAUUGUUGUUGAGUCUACUGGAGUGUUCACUGACAAGGACAAAGCCGCGACUCACUUGAAGGGUGGUGCCAAAAAGGUUGUCAUUUCUGCCCCAAGUAAGGAUGCCCCCAUGUUUGUUGUGGGUGUCAAUGAGAAGGAAUACAAGUCAGACCUUACCAUUGUGUCUAAUGCCAGCUGCACGACCAACUGUCUUGCUCCCCUUGCCAAGGUUAUCAAUGAUAGAUUCGGAAUUGUUGAGGGUCUUAUGACCACUGUUCACUCCAUCACAGCCACACAGAAAACUGUUGAUGGCCCAUCAAGUAAGGACUGGAGAGGUGGACGUGCUGCUUCAUUCAACAUCAUUCCUAGCAGCACUGGAGCUGCCAAGGCUGUUGGAAAAGUUCUACCAGCUCUCAAUGGCAAAUUGACUGGAAUGGCCUUCCGUGUUCCCACUGUUGAUGUUUCAGUCGUUGACCUCACUGUCAGGCUUGAGAAGAAGGCCACAUAUGACCAGAUUAAGGCUGCUAUCAAGGAGGAGUCCGAGGGAAAGCUCAAGGGUAUCUUGGGUUACACCGAAGACGAUGUUGUGUCAACUGACUUCAUCGGUGACAACAGAUCAAGCAUCUUCGAUGCCAAGGCUGGAAUUGCAUUGAAUGACAACUUUGUCAAACUUGUGUCCUGGUAUGACAACGAGUGGGGUUACAGUUCCCGAGUGAUUGACUUGAUUGUGCACAUUGCAACUGCUUAAGCUUUGAAGCUGGACCCUUGAAGAUAUGGCUUUGCUUUUUAUGCUUUGGUUAGAGUCUAGGAGUUUUAGUUAUGGGUUCUGAAUAAGAGUUAUUGCAUUCUUCCUCUGCGAGUUGAUUUCUCAAGGUUGAUUCUUGGUGUUGAACUUGUAUUUGCAAAUCCAUCUCCCUUUUUACUAGUUCUUGAUAUAAAGAAAAGUUUGGUUUAUGA